AUGUUGGAAAAUCCAGGAACUUCAUCUGAAAAGAAAGGAAAGCAAGUCAAUGAAGAAGGAUACUAUGGUAAAGUCACAUUAAAGAUGCUCAAUGAAUCAAUUGAUAUAGCAGAUACUGGAUUAAGACAGAAAAUGAUGGAAGAUCCAUCAGUAUUUAACACAGUUAUUAAGUCUUUACAGAAAAUAACACAGUCAUUCUCAAAUAGAGAGAAACAGAAGCUCCCUUAUGUAACAAAAGAUCUGAACGCAGAAAAACGGAAUUCUGAAAUUAUUGCAAAGCUACAAUCCAUGAACUUAAUUCAAUCGGAAAAGAUAGUAGAACUUAGAAAGACUGCACAAAAAAUAUCAGAUGACCUCAAAAUACCAAUAUCUAAUGAAAUGAUGUCUAAAGAAAACUUAAUGAUAUGGUUUUCAGAUAACAUGGCAAAAAUAGAAUCUCACUAUUUAAAAUAG
Messenger RNA from Trichomonas vaginalis G3, 453 nucleotides. RefSeq lists its product as uncharacterized. The transcript has a single exon. NCBI's taxonomy places the organism in Eukaryota, Parabasalia, Trichomonadida, Trichomonadidae. The record is from RefSeq and is a predicted model, not a curated record. Bases 1 to 453 code for a protein of 150 amino acids.